Messenger RNA from Aspergillus nidulans FGSC A4, 1158 nucleotides. RefSeq lists its product as uncharacterized. The record is from RefSeq and is a predicted model, not a curated record. NCBI's taxonomy places the organism in Eukaryota, Fungi, Ascomycota, Eurotiomycetes, Eurotiales, Aspergillaceae. Gene Ontology annotation, cellular component: membrane. Bases 1 to 1158 code for a protein of 385 amino acids. The transcript has a single exon.
AUGGCCACGAAGCUCAUUCUUCCUCUGCUCAGUGCGCUGGUCUUCUACACCAUUUUCUACCUCUUCGAGAUCAAUGGCGCAAGUAAGCUGGUGAAAGAGUCCGUUGCGACUGGAAAACUCCCCGGCAGCGAUGCAGCGCUGCGCAAGGUGUAUACCGGAAUCGCGCCCAUUGACGAGCUCAUGGAGAUCCUCGUCGUCUUCUUUUGGCCUACCACCGAUGGCAGCAACCUCUCCCUGCUAGUGCAUACGAUCGGUUUCUCAGGGACCUUUGGAUCCGCCUGGGUUUUGGUUACGCUAGAGUCGUGGAGGAAAGGGAAUGCCUGGAAAAUGGUGGCAUUCCCAGUGGUCUUUGGCUUGAUCGCACAAGUCAUGACAUUUGCUUUUUCAGCGCCCCUCUACUUUGCCAUCCAUCUGUUCACCUCGGCGACGGCGAUCAGACCAACCGCGGAGAAUAUUCGCGUCCCUAGGGCAGUUCUGAACGCCAUCCCGUUGGUGUUUGUGAUCGGGUACAUGGUGCCGUCAGGCCUCUUGCUUCUGCCGGUGUCCGAGCAGGUCACCACAGAUCUGAAGCAGAUCUUUAUCGCGCUCUGGCAACCGUGGCCCGCAUACGUCUCGAUCCUGCUCACCCUGGUCCAUGUCUUCUUCUCGCCGUUCACCCGCAACGAUGGCAAUGUCGAAGGCGGCCGUGCGACCCUGCAUUCGUUCCGAUGGGUCUACGCAUUCGCUUUCGCCAAUACCGCCCUGACGCAUAUCAUCGCAUGGGUGAUCCCUCUCUCGACCGUUGCCACGCCCUCGCUGUUCAAGGAAGAGUACCUGCAUCCGCUCCAUCCGCUCGUUGUGUACGACAUUCCGAAACCAUGGGAGGCGCCGGUUCUCGUCGAGAGCGUUGGCGCUGGCGCGCAUGCGUUCCUUCGCUGGGAUUAUCUCAUUGGCUCGACGGGUGUUCUGAUUUGGGCUUUGAGCUUGUACCGGGCUGGCCACCGUCUUGUGUACGGCCAGGUGGGGUGCGUCGGGCUCGUGUUCAAGGUCGCUGCGUUGACGAUUUUGACUGGGCCAGUCGGAGCGGCUGUUGAGUUGAUAUGGGAGAGAGAUGAGUUGGUAUUCAAUGAGUUGGGGGGCGUGAAAAGAGCGGCCCCAGUGGGUAAGAAGCUUGCGUAA